Suillus subalutaceus is the source of this 2561-nucleotide messenger RNA. RefSeq names its product kinase-like domain-containing protein. The record is from RefSeq and is a predicted model, not a curated record. The transcript has 14 exons. The coding region runs from base 273 to 2159 and encodes 628 amino acids. Gene Ontology annotation, biological process: protein phosphorylation. Lineage: Eukaryota; Fungi; Basidiomycota; Agaricomycetes; Boletales; Suillaceae. Gene Ontology annotation, molecular function: ATP binding; protein kinase activity.
ACUCUUUAGCUAUCCGUGAGAACGGUACAUUCCGGAUCUCAUUAAUGUGACGUCUUGCAUAUCACGCACCAUUAUUAGUUGACCGUGCUCCGCAUGGUAAUUCAAACUCCUCGCUUCGCCACUCGACUUGUCCGUGGUGUAAGUACAAGCUUGCCCACAUCAUUGAUAACAUAGUCAGUCAAAACGUUCAUCGUCCAUUUCAACGACCUUUUCGAUAACUUGAACUCAUAUUCUGGGACGUAUGGUGGCACCAAUACUUUGCAACUCCAAGCAUGACGGCUUUUGAAGACGAUACCGCUAUUAAUGACCUCACACACCAAAUUCCUGAGAAGCUCGGAACACCAUUUACAUCCGGAUCAUUUGGGAAGGUUUAUCGGUGUAGUAUUAAGACCACUAAAGGCGAAGUGGAGAUCGCAGUGAAGGUGUUCAUGACUGAUCGUUCGAAGUCUGUGGAGGAAUUUGAAAAACGAAUACGUCGAGAACUGAAGGUGUGGCUUAGACUGAAACACCCGACUAUCGUACCGCUACUUGGUAUCGCAUACGUUGACCCCCCAUUACCGGCUCUCGUCUCCCAGUGGAUGUCAUCUGGAACAUUAUACAUCUACCUCGAGGAAGCUACUACCAUCACCGUUUCCACUAAAGUUAGAUUGGCCAAGGGUAUUGUUGACGGCCUCAAUUAUCUUCACUCGGAGAACGUUGUACACGGAGACCUUCAUCCUGGAAAUGUGCUCAUAGAUGGUUCAGGAAAUCCAUGCCUGAUAGAUUUCGGUCUUGCAACAGUCGAAGGUGAAGCAGAGUUGCAGUUGAAUACGACGACCGCAGAACGCAGUUUCAACUCUCGAUGGCGUGCACCUGAGGUAAUUGGAAUCGAGCGUGGGCCUGAAAGACCGAAUUUCAAAAGUGAUGUCUAUUCAUUCGGUGGUGUCAUGUUUUUUAUCUUUUCGGGAGAUAGGCCGUGGAAAGAGAAGAACUCGAUUCAAAUCUGCAUCACACUGUCGAAGAAAACCGACCAUGAGCGUCCCAAAAAUAUCCUUGACGAUCAGUGGAACUUGAUUCGACAAUGCUGGUAUUGGGAACCAGGCAAUCGCCCGAGCGCUGCGGACAUCCUUGUGUCCAUUGAUCAAUCUAAGAUUAGCUUGCAGGUUCCGGCGUCUCGUCAAUCCAUUGCCCGUCAGUACUUCAAGGGAGCCGUGCGUUUUAUCAUCAUGAUGUUAAAGUGCCAAGCGGAUCAGACCCUGGGACCCUUGCAUGAUCUCUCUAUACGCACUGCCCUAUUGCCUCCUAUUAGUCUGCUCGACAUCACUGAGCAAAUAAGCAAGGGAUCAUCCCGAUACCCUGUCGCGCAAGGCAGCUUUGGGGAUGUUUGGAAGUGCAUACGCAAGCACCCUCGAAUCACGGUAGAGGUUGCAGUAAAGUGUUUGCGACUUGAGAUUCCGAACGUUAGUUGCAAGACACAAAUUACUGAGAGGCUGGAACGCCACUUGCAGGGGAACACUCAACUGAAACACGCCAAUCUGUUACCUUUUCUGGGAAUAACUCGAGGGUUCGGUCCGCUGCCUGCUAUUGUCUCCCCAUGGAUGCACAGAGGCUCACUUGUCAUGCUUCUGGAACGUGAUUUCCAGCAACUUACUCUCACUCGAAUGCUCCAAAUCCUCAAAGAUGUCGCUUCAGCUCUUCAGUACUUGCACUCCAAAAAUAUAGUACACGGCGAUCUCACCGGCAACAAUGUUCUCAUCGAUGAGAACGGCAACGCCUUAGUGGCUGACCAUGGAAUCUCUAUUGUUUGUGCCGAGCUCAAUGGCGUGACAUUUAUCAGGAGCAAUGUGCGAUGGACCGCACCUGAAAGCUUUCAAGUCACGGAAGAUGACGAGUCAAUAAACUUGCCCCAAUUGCCAUCAGACAUCUAUUCUUUCGGGUGUAUCAUGUUGCAGGUCUUUACAGGAAAAGUUCCGUAUUCCGAAUUUCGAAGUGACCAUCAAGUUACCGUGCAGAUACUGAGAGGCCGGAAGCCUGCUCGACCAGUGGCUCCGCCUAUUGCGGAUGCUCCAUGGGAUUUCAUGCAGAAGUGCUGGCUUGAUGAGCCGGAACACAGGCCUUCAGCCAAGGAAGUCCUGAUAUAUAUACAGGGACAGCUGAAACUGCUAGAGGGCGGCUCCUGACUCUCCCAUGCGACUCAUGAUGUUGUUGUAAGGAAGCCUACGGCUUUGGUGCUGAGCGCUGGACGCUCGCUCGGACCUACACUUCAAUCAUUGUGACCAUAGUACACACUAGGCCUCCCAUUAUAUUUCCUUUUCCGUUUCUACUUUAUCUUUUCGCAUCCUUACUCCCGAAACACCUUUGUCUACAUUUUGUAAGCAUACUGCUUACUACACGUCAUGAGCGACGUCAUUUGUCUGUGCGAUGUCAUGAUUGGACACUGCGUGUUGUUUGUUCCUUAUUUGUUCUCUUACAUAUAUAAGACUGGUUUCCCCUGUACACAUAUCUCACCUUCUACCUUACCGCCGAAUCCAUAUGCUCAUCCAUUCUUGGUUGAAGCUGACACCUCCAGCGCAAGAUCUGAA